CCCUCUUCUUCUCCCCGCACCAUCUCCAAAACCCUACCUGAAGAAUCAUAGCUUUUUCGGGACUUUCCAUCCCGCCGCCGAAAUGUUUAAAGCUUACCGGACCAGUUCAAUCGACUGGAAGCCGUCUCCAGUAGUAGCUCUAGCUACCAGCGCCGACGACUCUCAGGUUGCUGCCGCUCGUGAGGACGGUUCACUCGAGAUUUGGCUUGUCUCUCCCGGCUCCGUCGGCUGGCACCACCAACUAACUAUUCAUGGAAACCCUAAUUCGAGAGUUUCCUCGCUUGUGUGGUGUUGCACUGGUUCAAGAGGUUUGCCUUGUGGCAGGUUGUUCUCCUCUAGUAUUGAUGGGUCUGUGUCGGAGUGGGAUCUUUUUGACUUAAAGCAGAAGAUUGUACUGGAGUCCAUUGGUGUCUCAAUUUGGCAGAUAGCUGUGGCACCCAUUAAGCAUCAACUAACUGUUGCAGAGCCUGGAUCUCAACACCUUGGAAAUGGAUGCCUAAAUGAUAAAUUUAAUGAUAGUCAUGAUCAAGAAAGCAGUGAUAGUGAAGAUUCAGACUCAGAAGUUAUUCAUGAGAAUUUAGUUACUGAGGAUAGGCCUGUAGCUUUAGCUUGUGAUGAUGGAGCAGUUCGGAUAUAUAGUAUCUCUGACUUAUUUGAGUUGAUAUACUAUAAAUCAUUGCCUAGGGUCAGUGGGCGUAUUUUAAGUGUGACUUGGAGCCAUGAUGCUAGGAGGAUAUAUUCAGGGAGUAGCAAUGGGUUGAUAAGAUGUUGGGAUGCUAAUCUGUUUCAUGAGCUUUACAGAAGUACAGUUGGCCUUGGAGGUUUGGGUAGCGGCCCGGAACUUUGUGUAUGGUCAUUACUUUCCUUAAGGUGUGGAACUCUUGUCAGUGCAGACAGCAAUGGUAGUGUUCAGUUUUGGGAUGGAAAUAGUGGAACUCUUCUGCAGGCACAUUCUAAUCAUAAGGGUGAUGUGAAUGCUCUAGCAGCAGCUCCUAGUCAUAACAGAGUGUUCUCUGCUGGGGCUGACGGUCAGGUUGUUCUUUAUAAACUUUCUAGUGAGGCAAUUGAGUCCAGUGAUGAGAAAUCUUCUGAAAUGAUUAAGAAAUGGGUAUAUGUUGGUUAUGUAAGAGCACAUACGCAUGAUGUCAAGGCCUUGACUGUGGCAGUGCCAAUCAGCCAGGAAGCACCUUUGCUGGAUGGGAAGGUAAGAAAGGUUCAAGAUGGAAAGGGGAAUAAACGAAUUCGUCGCAAAGCUAAGCCAAUUGAUUUUAGUUACCAUAAAUGGGCUCAUUUAGGUGUUCCUAUGCUUAUCUCAGCUGGUGAUGAUACCAAGCUGUUCGCAUACUCUGUUAAGGAGUUUACUAAAUUCUCUCCGCAUGAUAUUUGCCCUGCACCUCAGAGAAUCCCCAUCCAACUAGUGAGGAGUGCCCAAGUCAAGCAAACUUCUUUGCUUCUGGUCCAGGCUUCUUAUUGGUUAGAUAUUCUUUGUGCUCGCAUUCCUGAUGCAGGCGCAACCACCUUUGCUGGCCAUGUUGCCACUGACUUGGUGGCUCGAGUUAAGAGUAAAGCAUUUCGGAAGAUCAUUUGCAGUGCAAUGUCUAAUUCAGGGCAGCUUUUUGCUUAUUCAGAUAAUGUAAGACUCAGCCUGUUUGAACUAAAUAGGCAAGGUGGGAAAAGUAUGUGGAAUGUGAAGAAAAAGCAACUUCCUCAGAAUCUUCCUUCUGCUCAUUGCAUGGUAUUUAGUUCUGAUAGCACACGGUUGAUGAUAGCAGGGGAUGAUAGAAGGAUAUAUUUUGUGGAUGUGUGUAGCUCCAAACUGCUGCAUACCUUCACACCUUGUCGUGAAGAGCAUGAUGAAGAUGAAUCACCAGAUGAGCCACCUAUAACAAAAAUGUUUACUAGUUCUGAUGGGCAGUGGCUAGCUGCUAUCAACUGCUUUGGAGAUGUAUAUGUAUUCAAUCUUGAGAUACAAAGGCAACACUGGUUUAUAUCAAGGUUGGAUGGUGCCUCUGUUACAGCUGGUGGCUUUCCUCCUUUCAAUAACAAUGUGCUUAUAAUCACAACAUCGUCAAACCAGGUAUAUGCGUUUGAUGUAGAGGCCAAACAGUUAGGAGAAUGGUCAAUGCAGAAUACUUUUACUCUUCCCAAGAGAUACCAAGAAUUUCCAGGCGAGGUCAUUGGGCUUUCUUUUCCCCCGCUUUCCUCUCCAUCAAAAUCAUCCUCCGUCCUUAUUUACAGUGCCAGAGCAAUGUGUUCAAUUGACUUUGGCAAGCCAGUGGACCAAGAUGAUGACAGCAACUUGGUGAAUGGUCAGGUUUCCAUGUUGCAGAAGUCACAGUGUUCUGCUAAUGGUAAAAGAAAACAUUCGUCGAUAGAUUGUCAAACAGAGGCCAAACACAUGGGCAGAAAGAAUUUUGAAUUUUUUGCUUUCAGAGAUCCUGUGUUAUUUAUCGGACACCUCUCAAAACACUCCAUCUUGAUUGUAGACAAACCAUGGAUGGAAGUGGUUAAAACUUUGGAGGCACAACCUCUUCACAGACAUAUAUUUGGGUCAUAGCUUUGCAUAGAAAGAGACAUUGUAUUGACAGAGUUUACGAGGAGGGAAUAUCCAAAUGGGUGCAAAUUUCUCCACAUUAUUUGGACGGUGUUCCAGUUAAUUUUUUUGUUUUUUUAUCCUUUGUUUUAGUGUUAGAGGGGUGGCCCAGCAGCAUACGGGUGGGAGAUCUGAGCAUGUUGUGUAAUGUAUCCUCAAAUUUUGUUUACGAGUAAAGUAGGUUAUUUUUU
Rubroshorea leprosula is the source of this 2784-nucleotide messenger RNA. The record is from the annotation of a GenBank genome assembly. NCBI's taxonomy places the organism in Eukaryota, Viridiplantae, Streptophyta, Magnoliopsida, Malvales, Dipterocarpaceae.